AUGUUACAAAAAUGUAUAUUUGUAAUACUGGUGCUGGCAAAUUGUAUUCUAGUUCGUGCCACAAAAUUCGAUUAUUUUGAAGAAAUAAAUCCGCAAUAUAAACAACAAUUGCUACGCUAUGCAAAAUCGGCUGAAAUGCGUAAUUAUAUGGAUGAAUCGGUGGAUCCCUGUGAUGAUUUUCAUAAAUUUGCCUGUGGCAAUUAUCAGCGUUUGAAUCCACCGAAUUACUAUCCCUAUGUAAAUAAUCCCUUCGAGAGUAUUUCAAAUGCCUUGAGUCGUAAAAUAUCUGCAGUGCUGAAAGAUGAUUCCGAUGCGGACACCUUGGCUGAAAUGAAAGUUAAAAACUUCUAUGAAUCGUGUAUGAAUGUGGCCAUACUGCGCUAUACCUAUCGCGACAAGUUGAUUGACAUUAUUCAAGAAUUUGGUAGAAUGCCAGCAUUGGGCGGCGAAGAAAUGUGGCUGGAAUACGAAUUCGAUUGGUUGGAGACAAUUGCGGAAAUUGCCCAUAAAUAUGAUAUACGCAUUAUAUUGGGUUUUGAGGUGAAGGUAGAUAGUGCCAAUAGUCGGAUACAUCGUUUGCAUUUGACAAUGCAAGAAUUGCCAUUGGGUUCGAAGCUGAUAUACACUCGGCCGGAACAUGAAGUCUAUAGGAGAAUGCGUAAGCUGAAUAUUGCCGAAUUACUAAAGACCUUGCUGGGGGUGGAAGAAAAUCUUGCCAAACAAAUUGCCCUUGAAAUCUUCGAAUUUGAAGUUCUCUUGGCUGUGGGGCGAACCAGUACAAAUCGAACAUUGUUUACACAAACCCUCCGCACAGCGGAUGAUAUGCAACAUAAAUAUUUUCCUUACUUCGAUGUAAAGAAAAUGUUGAACAUUUUAUUGGGAUACAUACCCACAGCGAAAAUCUAUGACCUCAAUUCUUUCGAUGCCGAGAAUAUUAUAGACGCCGUACGCAGCACACCAAAACGCAUUGUGGCAAAUUAUAUAUUUUUCAAUCUAUUGGAACAUUUUAUGCUGAUCAAACCCAAAGUGACGGAUGAACUGGAUCAUUUGUGCCUCAUGAAAACGAAAAGGUAUUUCAGCAGUCUUAUGGAUGAUAUGGUCUAUCGGAAAUAUAUAACCCCCCGCAUGGAAGAAGAUGUUCAACAAAUGUGGCACACUAUUAAGGCCAGCUUUCAACGUGCCUUGGAUUCGGUGAGGUUAAGCUGGAUGCGGCCGCUAACAAGGUAUAUGGCCAAGUUGAAAUUGGACUCCAUGAAAUUGGAAAUCAACUCUCACAAAGAUAUCGAUUUUGAUUUGGAAUUUCAAAAUCUCACCAUUAAUAAACAUGAUUUGGUGAGAAAUCUAAGAGAGAUUUUCAUUUGGAAAGCCAAUCAGACAAGACUGAGAUUAAGGGAAGAGCCACGACCCCACUAUGAAGCGGUAAUGUCAUUUUCCCCUGCCUAUAUUUUAACCGAAAAUCUCAUCAAAGUACCCGUGGCCAUGCUGCAACCCUAUUACCUUUGGUCCGAUUCAUAUCCAAAUGCUUUGAAAUUUGCCACCUUGGGGUUUUUUAUCUCCCACGAAGUCAUACAUGCCUUUGAUGAGGAGGGUCGGAUGUUCGAUGCCAAUGGCAAUAAUCGUCAAUGGUGGGAUUUCUAUACUCAGGAGCAUUUUAUCCGCGGUACCCAAUGUUUUCGCAAACAAUAUCAUUCAUACAUCCACAAUGGACGACAUUUAUCCGAAAUUGUUUCGCAGUCGGAAAAUAUUGCCGAUAAUGGUGGCAUCCGUUUGGCCUUUGAAGCCUACACCGAUUGGUAUCAUCGUUCUCGGUUAAAUAUUGAAAUGGAAAUGUUACCACGUUUUAAUUUCACUGGAAAGCAGCUAUUUUUCAUUUCAUAUGCCCAGCUAUGGUGUAGUUCAACGCAUCCGAUGUUAAGUAAUUAUGUAACAACAAUUGAUGAACAUGUUCCCGACAGAUUUCGUGUUAUUGGUCCCCUUUCGAAUUUCGUUGAAUUUUCUAAAGAAUUUUCAUGUAAUUUAGCGAGUCCCAUGAAUCCAUAUGAUAAGUGUAUUAUAUAUUAA
Musca vetustissima is the source of this 2061-nucleotide messenger RNA. Its product is annotated as neprilysin-4-like. Gene Ontology annotation, cellular component: plasma membrane. The coding region runs from base 1 to 2061 and encodes 686 amino acids. The transcript has a single exon. NCBI's taxonomy places the organism in Eukaryota, Metazoa, Arthropoda, Insecta, Diptera, Muscidae. Gene Ontology annotation, molecular function: metalloendopeptidase activity. The record is from RefSeq and is a predicted model, not a curated record. Gene Ontology annotation, biological process: protein processing.